AUGUCGCGACGGAACAGUUCUCUCACCGAAGGACUCUUCACUCGGCUUGUAUCGGUUAUUAGUCGCAGUCCGAAUGUGAUGACCAUCUUCUACUAUAACCCCGUUGGAACGGACUGCCACUUGGAGGAGUAUCUACGCCCUGCCGCUGCUUCGAAUAUUCCAUUAUUUAUUUGGCGUUCGGUUCAAACUGUUGUUCAGCUCAAUGGGAUCCUUGACGAGGGAUUCCUGGUGCUGGCCUGUUUGCCGGGCGUGCAUCGGGAGGAUCUGCUGAGAGGAUUGUCCAAUAGUUUGCGCUACUUGCGGCAGGCCUGGCUGCUCAUCGAGUUGGCUGCGACGCAGGACGACGAGCAGUUGGUCACCAAGGUGCUAGAGUUCUGCCUUCGAACGGAUAUGAUCAACGCCAAUGUGAUCUUGAGUAACUGUGAAGCAUCCCGGACAGUUUACGGAUACGAAGCGUAUCCAGGGUUUUCAUUGAGGAAACAAUUCUUUGGACUGGACACACCGAUCUCCAGCCUUUACCCCGAUAAGGUACGGAAUCUUCAUGGCUUUCAGCUACGCACAAUGCCGGAUAACUCCGAACCGAACACUCUACUCUACAACGAUCAGCAAGGUCGUUCGCAGAUUCUGGGCUAUGUGUGGAACAUGCUGGUGGAGUUUGCGCGUAAACACAAUGCCCAUCUACAGCUGAUUGGCCAGCCGGUGCAGGGCAAGACCCUGAGCCACGUCCAGAUGUUGGAUCUGGCCAGUGACGGCCGCGUGGACGUGGCAGCCAGUGUGCAGCCGAUUUCGAUGCGAUACCUUGACCGCUACCACGAGUACGCCUAUCCCGUGCACAGCGCCAGCUGGUGCACAAUGCUGCCCAUGGAGAGGCAGCUGGAAGUCAGUGAAGUCUUCACCUGGACAGUGCCUGCCCAGACGAUUGCCCUGCUGGUGGUGCUGUGGCUGCUGCACGAGUUUCUGCGCGGACGCUGGCAGCGGCACAGGCGACUCCAGGCCAUCGGUUGGCUGGUGCUGGCCACUCUGCUCACAGCUAACUACCAGGGAAGACUCCUGAGUCUGCUGUUGGAGGCACCCACAGAACCGCCCAUCGACAGCUUCCAGGCGAUGGCCAACUCCAAGCUGCACAUCUUCGGACUACGCUCCGAGUACGCCGCCUACGAUUUCGAUAUGCGCACGAGAUUCGCCAGCAUUUUCCGGCUCAGCAAUCUCGCCUCGGAGCUGAUCCAGCUAAGGAACUCCCUGAACACAAGCUUCGCCUAUACGGUGACCAAUACCAAAUGGCAGCUCUAUGCGGAGCAGCAGGCACACAGCUCUCGGCCCCUCUUCCGCUACUCCACGGACCUCUGCUACUACCAAAUGGUGCCCUUCGCUUUGGUCAUUCCCGAGAACUCGCCACUCCGCCACACCUUGCACCACUUCAUGCUGCAGCUGGCCGAGUCCGGACUGUUUGACCAUUGGGUGGAUCGGAGCUUCUACUACAUGGUCCAAGCGGGUCGCCUCCACAUACGGGACCUCAGCGAGGGGCGUCCCAUCAGGCCGCUGUCCAACGAGGACCUGGCCAAUGUGUUCCUGAGCUACGGUGUUUGUGUCCUAAUUAGCCUGUGGCUGUUUGCCUGCGAGCUGCUUGUGCGCCGGGCCAAGUCCUGGCUCGGCUUUUAA
This is a messenger RNA of Drosophila subobscura, 1659 nucleotides long. RefSeq lists its product as uncharacterized. The transcript has a single exon. The record is from RefSeq and is a predicted model, not a curated record. The coding region runs from base 1 to 1659 and encodes 552 amino acids. NCBI's taxonomy places the organism in Eukaryota, Metazoa, Arthropoda, Insecta, Diptera, Drosophilidae.